UUCCAUCAACAUGAGCUCAUGCUUGACUGCAGAAGGCUCUCCCGGGACUCUUCUUGAGCCAUUUCCACCUCUCAACUAUGAAAGGAACAGAAGCUGUCGAAGCCCAGCAGGAUCCUCCCAGAAACGACCAAUUUUGAUCCUGAUAUUCCUGGCUCUCCAGCUGGAGGACUGCUGUGCCUCCUCCUCGCACUCCCUCUAUUACUCCUACACCUUUGUUUCAAAGCCCAGCCAAGGGCUGCCCCAGUUUAGCAUCCUGGAGUCUGUGGAUGGGCAGCCCAUCGCUCACUAUGACAGCAACACGAAAGAGUAUCUCUCUCUAGUGCCUUGGAUGGAGAAGGUGAAGAAAGAGGAGCCGCUUUGGGAGGAAUACACUGGAAUAGCAAAGAAGGCAGAACAGGACUUUGGGAGAAACCUGGUAACCUUACAGAAGUACUACAACCACAGUGAGGGAUUUCACACCUUGCAGUGGAGGUAUGGUUGUAAACUGAGUCAUGAUCAGCUACGAGGAGGUUCUGACCAGGACAGUUAUGAUGGGAGGACUUUUAUCAGCUUUGACAAGGAGACACUCAGCUGGAUAGCAUCUGAUACGGCAGCUCAACUGUCCAAGAGGAAAUUGGAAGGGAAACCAUCAGUUGCCAAGCACAUAAAAUACUACUUGGAGGAAACUUGCAUUGAAAUGCUGAGGAGACGCAUCACAUAUGGGAAGGAAGUUCUGCUGAGAAAAGAGCCCCCAUCAGUGACAGUCACAAGUAAGACAGAGGCCAGCCAAAGAGAAACCCACAUCUGCCGAGUGGAUGGUUUCUUUCCCAAGGAUAUCAAAGCAACCUGGAGGAAGGAUGGAAAAAUCUAUCUGAAGGACACUUUGCAUGGAUUAGUUGCCCCCAGUUCAGAUGGAACAUAUCACUUCUGGCUCAGCAUUACGAUUAAUCCUGGUGAACGGAAUCACUUCCAGUGUCAUGUAGAGCAUGACAGCCUGAAGAGUCCUCUGAAGGUGGUUUUGAUGGUGCCUGGUGAGUAUUUUGGAAAGAUAGAAAGCUGGAAAGGCAGAGGAUUUCUCACCAAAUAGGAAGAAACAGUAGUCCAGAGACCUUUAGCUGUGUUGCAGUCUCAUUGAUAGCUCCAGGCAAAAUCUGAGUCUUAGUGGAUAGCUGCUAAGUUUGACUUUGUUUUGCGCAGCACUGUUUCCAUUCCAUAAUAUCCCUCCCACCUUCAAGAUCCUAAAACUAAUGUUGUAGUCAAAGACCCAAGCUAGGGGCUGCCUUUCCAUCUCUUAUCUGUGUUUGCUGUGCAAUAAUUUUGUCCUUAGGUAAAUUUAAUUUUAGGUUAAGGUAAAUCUUUAGGAAGAUAGUAUUACCUCCAAGCUGAAACA
Messenger RNA from Thamnophis elegans (Western terrestrial garter snake), 1369 nucleotides. RefSeq names its product zinc-alpha-2-glycoprotein-like. The record is from RefSeq and is a predicted model, not a curated record. Gene Ontology annotation, biological process: immune response. NCBI's taxonomy places the organism in Eukaryota, Metazoa, Chordata, Lepidosauria, Squamata, Natricidae. Bases 11 to 1066 code for a protein of 351 amino acids. The transcript is spliced from 4 exons. Gene Ontology annotation, cellular component: external side of plasma membrane.